AUGGAAGUCCUAGAUGAUAUCAUUGAAUUUCUCAGAGAAAACCACCUAGACGGAGUCGUCAAAAGUAUCAACCAAGAGCUCACAAACCCAAAAAAGCCAGUUUCCUCUGAUCAGCUGAUCGUGAAAGCUAUCGAAGAAACCGCAAAGGCUCCGAUGAACUCCACUGAUCAAAACACCCUUCACAAGUUCCUGAAAAAGCUUUCAAAGAAGCCAGUGGUUUCACAGAUUCCAAGCGGUCUCUCGGACCUCAAAGCUUUUAAAAAAUUUUUAAAUCCUCAGCCUCUUCCAGCUCCAAAAUCGCCUGCGAGAGAAUCUAAAGUUGAAGAGCUGCCUCAUUUUGGAGGGAAAAUUGAAGCCAACCCUAUACCUGCCAACGAUCCACUUCCAACUAAUAUGAAUUUAGAUGAAGACGAGCUUUUUUCAGCAUCCCAGAUUGAACCAAAGCAAGAGCCAAGUUCCAUAAUGCAGCAUUCAAAUAGAUCAUUUGGAGCUUUAAGCUUAGAAGAAGAAGAAAUCAUUGACGAAUAUGAAGACGAUGAUGACCCUGGGUUUAUCCUCUAUGAAUCUAAAACAGACGACAUCAAUGUUUUCAGUUCAGAAAUUGCUGCAAAGCAUGGCUUUCCAGAAAAAGCAAUUGCAAAAUCAAAAGCGCCAGACAAAGACAAGCUGCUGCUUAGAGAAGAUUCUAUCCUCAGCGAGUCCGAAAAGAAAGGCCAAAGUAGUUUAUUUCCAUCAAAUAUAAAAUUCCCUGAUUCUAAUGAUAAAUACUACCCUGUGGAGUUUGAAAGUGUUAUUUUUGACUGCUACAUCUUAAAAGUCAUAUAUGACAGAGAAAAGACUGGGUUUGAAGAAUCUAAAGAUUUCCAAAUUGUUAUUAACAGCGUUAUUGCAGGACGAUACCAAGUUAUCGAGUUUCUAGGCUCCGCCGCAUUUAGCAAAGCAAUACAGUGCUUAGAUUUGAUCACAAAAGAAAUGGUCUGUUUGAAAAUUAUAGAAAAUAAUAAAGAUUAUGUAGACCAGAGUAUCGAUGAGAUCAAGCUUCUGAAGUAUAUAAACGUCAACGCUGAUCCUGACGAGAAACACAUUUUAAGACUCAUUGACUACUUUUACCAUAAAGAGCAUUUAUUUAUUGUUACUGAGCUAUUAAGAGACAACUUAUAUGAAUAUUCAAAAUAUAAUAGAGAGCACGAGGAAGAGAGAUAUUUUACUAUUGGGAGGCUUCAAAAAAUUGCAUAUCAGGUUUUGUGUGCGCUUGAAUACUUGCAUAGCUUGAAACUGAUACAUUGUGAUUUGAAGCCAGAAAACAUUUUAAUUAGAUCAUAUUCGAGGUGUGAAGUAAAAGUAAUUGACUUAGGAAGCAGUUGCUAUAUUCAUGACCACUUAGGCUCAUAUGUGCAAAGUCGCAGCUAUAGAGCUCCAGAAGUAAUCAUGGGGUGUCCUUAUGACUAUAAAAUCGAUAUUUGGUCCUUAGGGUGCAUUUUGGCAGAAUUGUAUACAGGCUAUGUUUUAUUCCAGAAUGACUCAGUCCAAGGACUUUUGGCAAGAGUCUUGGGGAUUAUUGGUCCAUUGCCAGAAGAAAACUAUAAAACAGGAAGACAUACAGACAAGUUCUUUACUAAAGACAGACUGCUUUAUAUAGAAACUGAAGAAGAAAAGAAGGUCGACAACAAACACUUGAGUGAAGAAAUGAUCGAACUGAUCAAGAAACAUAGAAAACCCAAAAAAGUUGUCAAUGUUUUGGUACCAAAGAAGACUUCGUUAAAAGCGAGGCUUCACACUGACGACUCUAUGUUUAUUGACUUUGUUAGAUGCCUUCUAGACGUGGAUAAAGAUAGAAGGCCAAGCGCUCAAGAAGCGAUGAAACACCCAUGGAUCACUGAGUGUAAGUAUGAGGACGGAAUUCCUUAA
Molecule: messenger RNA, 1908 nt
Organism: Blepharisma stoltei
Lineage: Eukaryota; Ciliophora; Heterotrichea; Heterotrichida; Blepharismidae
Source: the annotation of a GenBank genome assembly